ACAGAGGGAAGAUGCAGGUGACGCACAAGGCCCGGGGCACUGACGGGUGGCAGCUCCCGGAGACCGAGCGCCUGCGCCACCUGCCAUCCGUCAGGGACGUCCGUGGCCGGCGCCCGAUGUCUGUUGACUUCUCCACCCAAGUGAACUCCUCGUCGCUCAACUCCCCCACGGGCCGGGGCUCCAUGGCCGCCCCCUCGCUGCACCCUGCACUGGGCCCUUCCAUCGGCUCCUCGCUGGGCUCCCCGGGGCAGCUGCACUCGCCCAUCAGCACGCUCAGCUCGCCCAUCAAUGGCAUGGGCCCGCCCUUCUCCGUCAUCAGCUCACCCAUGGGCCCCCACUCCAUGUCGGUGCCCACCACGCCCACCCUGGGCUUCGGCACUGGCAGUCCCCAGCUCAGCUCUCCCAUGAACCCCGUGAGCAGCAGCGAGGACAUCAAGCCCCCCCUGGGGCUCAAUGGCGUCCUCAAGGUCCCCGCCCACCCCUCAGGGAACAUGGCGUCCUUCACCAAGCACAUCUGUGCCAUCUGCGGGGACCGUUCCUCAGGCAAGCACUACGGCGUGUACAGCUGCGAGGGCUGCAAGGGCUUCUUCAAGCGGACCGUGCGUAAGGACCUGACCUACACCUGCCGCGACAACAAGGACUGCCUGAUUGACAAGCGGCAGCGCAAUCGCUGCCAGUACUGUCGCUACCAGAAGUGCCUGGCCAUGGGCAUGAAGCGGGAAGCCGUGCAGGAGGAGCGGCAGCGGGGCAAGGACCGGAGCGAGAGUGAAGUAGAGUCGACCAGCAGCGCCAACGAGGACAUGCCGGUGGAGAAGAUCCUGGAGGCCGAGCUGGCUGUGGAGCCCAAGACGGAGACCUACGUGGAGGCAAACAUGGGGCUGAACCCCAGCUCGCCCAAUGACCCCGUCACCAACAUCUGCCAGGCUGCAGACAAGCAGCUCUUCACGCUGGUGGAGUGGGCCAAGCGGGUCCCGCACUUCUCUGAGCUGCCGCUGGACGACCAGGUCAUCUUGCUGCGGGCGGGGUGGAACGAGCUGCUCAUCGCCUCCUUCUCCCACCGGUCCAUAGCCGUGAAGGACGGGAUCCUCCUGGCCACCGGGCUGCACGUGCACCGGAACAGUGCCCACAGCGCAGGGGUGGGCGCCAUCUUUGACAGGGUGUUGACAGAACUGGUGUCCAAGAUGCGGGACAUGCAGAUGGACAAGACGGAGCUGGGCUGCCUGCGCGCCAUCGUCCUCUUCAACCCCGACUCCAAAGGGCUCUCGAACCCCGCCGAGGUGGAGGCGCUGAGGGAGAAGGUGUACGCGUCGCUGGAGGCCUACUGCAAACACAAGUACCCGGAGCAGCCGGGCCGGUUCGCCAAGCUGCUGCUCCGGCUGCCGGCCCUGCGCUCCAUCGGGCUCAAGUGCCUGGAGCACCUCUUCUUCUUCAAACUCAUCGGGGACACGCCCAUCGACACCUUCCUCAUGGAGAUGCUGGAGGCUCCGCACCAGAUGACCUAGGCGAGCGGAGUGGCCGCCUGCCCACCUGCGCCCCGUCCCUGCCCUUCCCCGCCUGGCCUGUGUGGACCUUUGGGCGCCGUGUGUCACUGUGGUCCCGAGGGAUGUUGCCAUCCCUGUCAUCUUUGUUGCUGCUCGUCUGUGGCCUGGGACCAGGGCUUUCGGGGCAGCGGAAGCAGCUGAGACCCAGCCGGGGCCCUCCCCACCGGGUCUUGCAGGCACCCGGGGGGGGGUGCAGGCCCUGGGGAGGGGGCUUGUUUGUUGCUGUUUAUACUUGCUGGUCUUCAAACCUCCCUCUUCUGCCCCUGAUUGGAGGGACCUGUCCUUGACAGCCGUGAGGGCUCACCCCGAGACAGAGACAAGGGCAGGUGGGUGCCAGCCAGGAUCUUACUGCAGGAGGCCUCACUGCCCACCCGCUGGAGCCCAGAGGGGACCUCCGGGGCCACGGGGCUCCCUUUGCAUGGAGUGGAGGGUGAGCAGCUCUGCUUUCCAAAGAAAACUGGUGAGCUCGCCCCAGCCACUGAGAACACAAGCCAACCUCUCCACAGUGUUUUGGGGCCACCACAACCCCGCAGAGACUGCGGGUGCCGUUGCCCCCCCUUGGUGUCCUCUUGUGUCGUCCUGGUUGUGUCUUCUCCCUGCCAUGCGCGCCUGCUCAGCCUGGGGUGCUCCAAGGUCACCAUGCACCAUGCGGGGUACCCCUGCCUGGGUUUUGCUGACUCCCGUGCUGGAGUCACUGUCCCGGGGAGGGGAGAGAUGCCGGUUGGGUUCCCCCAGGGACACAGGAGGUGUUGGGAGCCAGAGGGGCUUCUGGGAGAAUGAGCCGUGUGGGUAGGGGCAGGGGCAGGGGCAGGGGCAUCUUCCUUCUCUGCCCUCCACGUCUGUUUGGAGGACUCUGCUGGCCUCGUGGGCCCCAGUGCAGUGCAGUUUGUGGGUGACAUCUGCCCAGGGUCCUAGCUGGGGCUCCAGCUCCCACAGCUCUUGGAAACCCUGCCCAGCCAGCCGAGCCCACUGCAGGCCGGAGCCCCAGGGUUAAGCAUAGCAGGCGCCCGAGCGGGCAGCUGGGUGGGCGGGGAACUCAGGGGCAGGGAGGGGCUUUGUCCCUCCACGAGCAGCCCUGGGCCGGGGCCUGGGGUGCCCCUGUUGGCAGCGGGGGUCCUGUGGGAGCUGGGUAGGAGGCGGCAGGCAGGAGGAGGCAGCCUCCAGGCUGUUGGAGGGACAGAUGUGUCCAGUCGGCACGAUGGCACCAGGCAGAGCUUCGCAGGCACUCGGUCCCGCCCCACAGUCAGCUCGGUGCCGUCUGCAGCCCGGUGUGCCCCAUCAUCACGUCACCCGUGCCCCCCGCCAUAUGCAGUGUCCCUGGGCGCCUGCGCACCCCUUGGGAAUGCCACGGCUCCAGCAGAGAAGACCUAGGGACAGAAGUCUUCUCAGUGACGUGUGCCCUCCCUCCCUGGGCCUGGCUGGCUGCCAGCCCCGAAGCCAGAACCCCGAGCCCUCUGGUGCAGCCUUACCUGCCACCCACUUCCUGCUGCUCUUCCUGCGGCUUCCUGUCCCCUUCUUGUUAGUUCCGUCACGGCCACUGUGUGUCCACUGCCGCUCGCCUGCGGGGUGGGCCGUGGGGAGGUGGGGCAGCUCUUCAACCAGGCCUUCAGCCAUGCUACCAAUCUGGCGCAGAUAAGGUGAUUUUUUUGUAAUUAUAAUUAUUAUUAUAUUUUAGUGGGACAGUCUUUAAUUUUCUAAAGAUAGCACUGACAUCAGCUCCUCGGCCAUCCCGUGUCCGUCCCUGCCUCGGCCGGGCCUGUGACCACCCUGCUGCCGUGUCGCCUUCCUGCGUGGACAUUCACACUGGCUCCCGUGGCCUGCUUGGCACCUGGCACCCAGACGGGCCCUCAUCACGCUGGAAGCACACAGUCUCCGGGAGACUAGCCCCAGGCGUGCAGCUUCCCCAGCCCUUAGCGGUCUCCAGGGAUCCCAGGCUGGCGCCUGGUGAGAGGGUGGCAGAGGACACCCAGGCGGGCCGGCCGGGGAUCAUUGGCUGAUGUCGUCCCCACCACGGAACUGGGGCGCGUGGCCUGGUCCCUGUACAUGCGGGUGUGCGGUGUAAACAUGUAUGUGCUGUACAGAGGCGCUGUGUGCGAGGAGCCGUGUCGCAGUUACCAAUGUUUCGUGUUUAUUUUUAAUCAAGACUUUUCCCCAUUUCCCUGUAAAUUUGCUUCCUGUAAGCAAGCACCUGAGGACCCCUCCUUUGGUGAAAUCUGGGUUCGAAUGCGUAUCUCGAGGCAGGAGAUGCAUCUAUUUUAAGAUGCCGGGGAGCGGCAGCUUUGGCAGUCCCAACCCCUAGCAAUGCCUUAGCCGGGAAGCUCGCUAAUGCUUUAGGGAUGUCACAUCCGCAAGGAGAGAGAGAUAAGAAAAUGUCUAAAGCAUCGGGAAAGGUAAAAAAAAAUCUAUUUUUGUACAAAUGUAAUUUUAUCCCUCACAUAUACUGGAUGAUGUGGCGGGGUGGGGCUUGUUUUGUUUCUGCUUCUAGAGGUGCGGGUGGGAUGCGGGGCGGGGGGAGGCUCUGGCGGACCCCUGCCUGUGGCGCUUCUCCUGGGCAGGGGUGGAGGUGGCGAGGGCCCAGGGCGCUCUUGGCCCCUCCCCUGUGCUUGGAGCUGCGCUGACCUCCCUGCCGGCCAACCUCCGAGACUGUUUGACUGUGAAAUUCCUUCCCUCCGAAAUUGUUCUCUGCAACAUCAAGGCGCGGACGCCGUGGGCAGACCGGCAAAGGUGCUGGGCUUGUGGAAGAGACACAGAGAAAAGCUCGAGAGGGGAAACAGAAUGAGCGUUUCAAAUACAUCUCCGUUCCAUUCUCA
Messenger RNA from Chinchilla lanigera (long-tailed chinchilla), 4351 nucleotides. It is a transcript of the gene Rxra, whose product is annotated as retinoid X receptor, alpha. Gene Ontology annotation, biological process: response to retinoic acid; positive regulation of transcription by RNA polymerase II; cell differentiation. The transcript is spliced from 10 exons. Bases 12 to 1502 code for a protein of 496 amino acids. Lineage: Eukaryota; Metazoa; Chordata; Mammalia; Rodentia; Chinchillidae. The record is from RefSeq and is a predicted model, not a curated record. Gene Ontology annotation, molecular function: retinoic acid-responsive element binding; zinc ion binding; nuclear receptor activity. Gene Ontology annotation, cellular component: RNA polymerase II transcription regulator complex; nucleus.